AAACGCAAGCGCGUCCCCGACCCUGAAGGCGAAUGCGGCACGAAAAAACAAGGAUUGCAAGAGAGAAAAGUCGGCAUACUCUAACCUCGAGAUCAGAAGUCCCUUAUUUUGGAACGAAAAAUACGUCCUCUUGGCUUGUAUAACUGUCCGAACUGGCAAAGGAUAUUCAGGAAAAACUAUAGGAUGCAGUUUAGAACUGAGUGAUAACCCUUCUGCAGGCGUUCCCCUCGUCUCAUUUUUGGAGCCAGAGCUUUUGGGGGGCAGAGUCCUGCGUUAGUGGCAGAGCCUCCAUCCCCCAGUUAGCCGGAGUCAUCAUUGUCCUUCGGAACACUGUCGCUGUCGAAGUGUGUUGGUGGAUUGAACUGAUCUGAUCUUCUGACCGGGUAAACCGCAGCAGCUGCAAGCCACGCCCUCUGCUCGAACACCCCUGGCUCCGCCCACAUCUCCCUGCUGCCACCAUGGUUCUGUCACAACGGCAACGAGACGAACUAAAUCGAGCGAUAGCUGAUUACCUUCGUUCAAAUGGAUAUGAAGAGGCAUAUUCAACUUUCAAGAAGGAGGCAGAAUUAGACGUGAAUGAAGAAUUGGAUAAGAAGUAUGCCGGCCUUUUGGAAAAGAAAUGGACCUCAGUCAUCAGAUUACAAAAGAAGGUGAUGGAGCUGGAGUCGAAGCUGAACGAGGCCAAAGAGGAGAUCACCCUAGGUGGGCCCAUAGCCCAGAAGCGUGACCCCAAAGAGUGGAUCCCUCGCCCGCCGGAGAAGUACGCACUGAGCGGCCACCGCUCCCCUGUCACACGCGUCAUUUUCCACCCAGUCUUCAGCGUCAUGGUGUCCGCCUCCGAGGACGCCACAAUAAAGGUGUGGGACUAUGAGACAGGAGACUUUGAGCGGACGCUGAAGGGUCAUACUGACUCUGUCCAGGACAUCUCCUUUGACCAGACUGGCAAGCUGCUGGCCUCCUGCUCUGCAGACAUGACCAUCAAGCUGUGGGACUUCCAGGGCUUUGAGUGCAUCAGAACCAUGCAUGGACACGAUCACAAUGUUUCGUCCGUAGCCAUCAUGCCCAAUGGAGAUCAUAUAGUAUCUGCCUCAAGGGACAAAACCAUUAAAAUGUGGGAGGUGGCCACUGGCUACUGUGUGAAGACGUUCACGGGCCACAGGGAGUGGGUGAGGAUGGUCCGGCCCAACCAAGACGGCACCCUGAUCGCCAGCUGCUCCAAUGACCAGACUGUGCGCGUGUGGGUGGUGGCGUCCAAAGAGUGCAAGGCCGAGCUGCGGGAGCACGAACACGUGGUGGAGUGCAUCUCCUGGGCCCCUGAGAGCGCUCAUCCCACCAUCUUGGAAGCCACCGGCUCAGAGUCUAAGAAGAGUGGUAAGCCGGGCCCCUUCCUGCUGUCUGGCUCCAGAGACAAGACCAUCAAGAUGUGGGACGUCAGCAUUGGGAUGUGCCUUAUGACACUGGUUGGCCAUGAUAACUGGGUGCGCGGGAUGCUUGUCCACCCCGGAGGCAAGUUCAUAUUGAGCUGUGCUGACGACAAGACCUUAAGGAUCUGGGACUACAAGAACAAGCGCUGCAUGAAGACUCUGAGUGCCCAUGAACACUUUGUUACCUCUCUGGAUUUCCACAAGAAUGCGCCGUAUGUUGUCACCGGGAGCGUAGAUCAAACAGUAAAAGUGUGGGAGUGUCGCUGAUCCGAUCAGGCCUAAGAAGAUCGGACCACCACCAUCCCAAUUACCACCCCCCCUCCUCCCACCCCACCUCCUAUAGGCCUCAUUCCACCCCCCCUACACUCCACCUCACUAUCUCUUUCAUCACUUCUGGUUACACUCACACACCAUGGUUAAUACCUUAUCCUGUCAUCACGCGCUCUGGUCCAAUAACUAUGGUCCUUUUAUGUACAUUAUUCUGGAUGUAGAUUGAGCUAUUAAAUGUUACACAGCAAAAAAAGUGUUCUUGCAUGGUGAUGAUGAAUCCAAAAUUGUAUACUGUAAAUUUACAUAAGGUUGUCUAGAAGUACCAUAGGUUUAACAUGGGCGGGGCUGGCUAAGUCUGUUGUCACAUGCAGCCUUACCUACCUACUUAUUGAAGGCAGAUGUUUCUUUGUGUGUGUCACAAAUGCCACCCUAUUCCCUAUAUGGUGCAAUACCUAUGUGCCCUGAUCCAAGGUAGUGCACUAUACAGGGAAUAUGGUGCCUUUUGGGACACAUUCUUUGACUGGGUGUAAAACGUAGGGCGCUAACACUGAUAAUUUAAAAAACGACUGUCGUUUCUUUUCGUGUCAGAUUUAUAAUUUGUCACUUUUUUUUCUGUUUUAAUUUUAUUUUAGUUAUUUUCUCUCCUUUUCACUGUUGUAGUCUGUCAGUGACCUUUUUGAGGGGAAAAAACAAAAGGAAAAGUAUAAUCCCUUGAUGUCGGAGGAUAUGAGAUUGUCUGUCUGUGGGGGUUUUGUUAUUGGAAUAAUCUGUAGCUUUGUAACAUCACUUCUGAAGUGUGCAUACCAUUUUUCUUCGUCAUGUGGAACUAGAUAAUAUACUAAUGGCUGCAUAUACGAAUGUUUCAAACUGUUUAUCUUCGGUCAUCUGGGGGUUGAGAAAACAAAACAGCUUUGUACUCUUGUCAUGACGACGCGUCCUAAACUGAGUAGCAAAACCACUCCUGAUAGGCUUAGAAUUAUCCUAUCCAAUGACUGAAUUAUGUUUAUUGAAUCAGAACCUUUCUAUAUUGGCAUCUGAAUGAAUUAACCUGGCUAGGCUGCGUAGUUGGCGCCCUUAUUUCAGUGGGUUAGCAUUUUGGCUAAAAACUCAGUGGACUGAUGACUUUCAGGUUAGCAUUUAGGCUAUGUGAGCCGAUAGCGUGAGGUUACUCCUCCCUGAAACGCUGCCCCUUGUCUGUUCGGACUUGUACGGGACCUUAUGGUUGGCCGCAACUGAUCAGGCGACCGCCUCAGCCUUUCUUUAGCACUUGGCCCUUUAGCAGCUGACUUCAGGGAUAUCAUCUCUUUUUAAUCUCAAGCACUUGAAAAGAAAGACCUUUAGGUGUCUCCCUCCCUCUGUAAGAUGUCUCACUGUUGUCUCAAGUCUAACCUGAGUGAUUUCCAUUGGACUCAACCGAACCUUCUCUCUUUUUCUAACCAUAUGACGAAUCAGGUGUCAGCUGGGUUUUAUUGUCCCUUAUACUACAGGAAUCAUGUAAGAGAUUUGAUGCUCAGUUGGCCAUUGUCUUGUGCUGCUUGCUUCUAUGGGCUGUGUAAAUUAGGGAGGGUAAGCUUAAGCCUUAGCUUUGGAUGAAAUAUGCAAGUUUUAAAUGAGUCGGACACAGUCAGAGAGACGUCGUCAUAGCAUGACAAGGAGUCAAAGUUGCCCCUCAGGUUUUGAUGUGCAAAAUAUCUCCCUGGAAAACUACAAAGAAUUUAGAGGUAAUAAAGCUGUUUCUGUGGGGGAGAAAGAUAUGUAAACUAAAGCUUUUUACUGAGCUGUAGGUAAGUGUCCAAAUCUGUGUUUCCACUGAACUGACUGGUUAACUUUUGGGGGGGUUCAUUCAUUCAGUUGAUGAUGAAAUAAAAUGCUAGCAGUAGACAUGCUAAUGAAUGAUUUGUGUUCUCUGUACAGUAGAGGUCUGAUGGUGGUAGUUCUUGUAAAGGGAUCUUCACCCCUAAGACUACAUACAGCAGCUCCCUUGCCACAGACAGACUUUGGGCUAGGCCUACUAGGAUCUGUUUGUGCACAGGAGAGUGCUUAGAUGCCUUUCCUAGUGAAGAGCUCUUAAGUCAAAACUCCACAGGACCGACUCUAACGCAUUGCAGUAGUCUCCUGGGUGGCAAGCACAUCUGUAUCCUAUUCUGUUCAUCUUAAUGAGCUAGAAGGCUGAAGAAAUAAUGAAAAAUGACAAUUGGAACUAAUUCUAAUCUAACCAAAUCCCUCCAUGAUAAUGGAGACCAACCAUUCCCCCCAACAACAAAAAAUAAUAUAUUGCUUCUUACUCUGCAGCAGGCGAGGAAAAAUCCUAUUAUCUUGCACAUCCCUGCUUUUCGUUAGUUCUUUGUCCGACUGGCGAUCGAAGAGAAAUUUUAAGACUCAAUAAAAUGCAUAAACAAGAUAUCAUUUUUUAAUCAGCCUUUUUGCAUUAUGAUGCAAAUCUGUAAUAAUAAAGAACUCCACUUGCUUAACUGAUUUUAUUAUUUUAAGCUUCUUUGCUGAAUAACUUCCUGUUCCUCUUCCUGUAUGUAUUUGAUUGGAUGUAGCUAUCUGCUGCUGUUGACCUCUGAACCCUCAUAGUGGCUAGUGUGAUGAACCCUUUGACCUGUCGACAAUACCACUGCUGCAUGUACCCCUGUUGUACCAGAGGCUGAGCCAUCUGGUCUUGUGAGCCUUUCUGGUUCAAGUGCUAUGAUGUAAGCCACUGAACACUCAGGCCGAGUCUGAAAUGGCACCCUAUUCCCUAAAAUUAGUGCACUUAAGACGCAGACUCAAUCAGCCACAGGCCACUCAGCUAAGCUGUCAAAGGCUAGUCGGUCCACUUGACAAAUUUAUAUACUGUAAAAAGAGCGAGAAGUAGGAUAAGAGAACUGCAUCUCUUACGAGAAGGGGUGGUACCCCUACUGUCGCUUGCCAGUAAGCGGGUGUAUUGUCCCUGUGUAUCUAUGUAUGUAUACUGUGUAUUUUGCAUAUUGACUUUUCAAAGACACCAGACAGGUUGGCUCAGGCUGGCUUGAUGGCUGCAGACAGACCGUGCUGUACUUAAUGUGGUUGUUUGUUGCUGCUGAAAGGAGGACAUCUGUAAAUGUAUGAACUGGCUCCUUCAUUCCUCUAUAUGCGAUGGGAUUGUGGCAGACUAAAGAUGUUCUGAGAGAAAAGAAGCCUCCUUGAGAGAAUACCACUUAUGCCUCCUCUAGACUAGAGACCCCCAUGUAUUUAAUCAGACUAGACAGGUCUUUCUCCAAGCUCCUUUCUGUCAGAGGGAGGGAGAGACUUUGAUUGGAGAGUUGGCGUAUGUUCAUUCCGUUACACCAACCAUCGAUAGGACAAUUGGAAAUGGUGGUGCUGAUGCACCAUAAAACGUGUUUUAGCUGAAACCCAAAAAAUGUAACUACAGUAAGAUGACAUGGUUUAGCUUCAGCAUUCAGAUGUCCUGAUCUGUUCUGUUCUCAAUCCUAGGCUGUUAGCUUCCUGAUUUAAGACGAUUCUCUCUUUAGAUUAGCUUAAUUCAGGAUUACGAUAUCAGGUUCCUUGUGUGUAAAUUCAAAACCAGGCCUGAAGUGAACCUAAAUGGAUUUUUGACUUGACUCUUAUUGUUAUUGAAAAACUCAGCUUUCCUUUUCUUGGGUUAGACAAGGUCUAUAAACAAAUUGUCCAGAGGGAGAAUGUGUGUCUCCCCUUGUAAUAUAGUUGUCAUUGAAUGAACGCUUUCCAUAAUUGCUAUUGUACCUUCCCUGUGCCCUGUGAAAAUAAAUCACUUUUUGCCAUUUGCAGCUCCCAAGCAAUCCCUAUGCUGCACUGGCUAGGUGGAUCAGAGGGACUGGCAGACAAGCUUGCACUGUCUGUUGGUCCUUCCCCCCCCAGUCUCAAGUCCAUCUGUCUGCUAUAAUCUGCCUUGUGAAUAGAUUGAGGGCUUCAGACUUCUUCACAGCUUGAACAGGAUUUAUAGUUUUGCUUUCAACGUCUUUCUCACUCUUCACACAGCAAAAUUGCUAACAAAAUAUCUGGAUGUCAUUAUUGUUUGCAACAUAAUUAAAGAAAAAUAUGUAAA
Messenger RNA from Salvelinus namaycush (lake trout), 5745 nucleotides. Its product is annotated as lissencephaly-1 homolog A-like. The transcript is spliced from 11 exons. Bases 459 to 1691 code for a protein of 410 amino acids. Lineage: Eukaryota; Metazoa; Chordata; Actinopteri; Salmoniformes; Salmonidae. Gene Ontology annotation, cellular component: neuron projection; microtubule associated complex; neuronal cell body. The record is from RefSeq and is a predicted model, not a curated record. Gene Ontology annotation, molecular function: dynein complex binding; microtubule plus-end binding. Gene Ontology annotation, biological process: germ cell development; brain morphogenesis; retrograde axonal transport.